Macrobrachium nipponense is the source of this 962-nucleotide messenger RNA. RefSeq lists its product as uncharacterized. The transcript has 5 exons. The coding region runs from base 97 to 699 and encodes 200 amino acids. Lineage: Eukaryota; Metazoa; Arthropoda; Malacostraca; Decapoda; Palaemonidae. The record is from RefSeq and is a predicted model, not a curated record.
UUCGAGGCACUGGAGGGAAAGACACAUUCCUUUGAGAUAAGAAGAAAUACGAUCGAGAAGGACACCAAGUGUUGGGAGAAAACCCAUCUCAAGAAAAUGGGGCCUCGUUUCCCUUUGGUGAUGGUGGGGAUUCUGAUGACGGCUCUGCUUCCGGAGGAGUCCGACGGCCAGAUAACAAUCGACACCAACACGGCGCUGCUUGGACUGGGAGGAGCCAUUCUGACUGCUGGUGCUUUCGGGACGGGUUACUUCUUGGGAAGUCAGCAGAACCAAGGAUGGCAGUCUCGCUACAACCGGCCCUAUAGGAGACCCUACUACGGAGGGCGUGGUCGAAGAGAGGCAGCCGUAGGCCCGGAGACUGAGGCUAAUCAGCAAUUUCUGGAUAUGCUUGAGCAGGUGCUGAGGACGGACAAGGAGUCCUGCACUCUUCUUCUGACCUGUCACGUUGCCAGCCUCAAUCCAGAUUCCCUCACUCCAAAACUCGUCUCCCUUUUGCUUCCAUUUGAAAAUGAAGACUGGAGUGACAAGUCGACUGCUUAUGCUCACUUCAAGGACGCAGUGACGGCUGGCAAGCAGAAGCGUUUCUUGUCCAGAACGCUACAAAACUUGUCCCACCCCACCCGAACUGCUCGUGGCCCAGUACCGAAAGAGUGUAGAUCAGCUGUUGUCCGAAACACCUGCCGAGGUGUAGGAACAUAGAUAACAAAUAUAUUGCUCUUUAUGUCUUUCACUAAAUCGCAGAGCCACCUGACCUUCUUAUGCGGAUGUCUGUAUUCAUCUAUUUUUCAACGUUUGAGACCGCCUAAUCAGAAAACAACAUUUUGGACCAGAAUUCCACGCACUUACAAUGAAAUAUGGACCUAAAGCUUGUACCUCACAAUAUCACAAUAAAAAAAAGUAAGUGAAGUAAACUUUUCACGUUUCUCUUAAUAUGAAAAAUUUAUUAGCAAAAAUGUUUGGUG